GUAGUAGCAAGUAGUCGCGGUCAUAGACGGAGUGGCAGUGGCAGUACACCUAUUAGCAGCGGCCAUGGGCGUGGAAAUGGGAAUAGCGGAGGCCAAGGUGCUGGUCGUGCAGCGCGAUGCAGGCGGCAAGCGGCAGGCGAGAGGCGAGAAGCGAGCGGCGAGCGGCGAGCAAAGUCCGGAAGCGGAGAUACGAAGUAGUCCCGGGUGGGGAGUGGCAGAGGCGACGGCCACGCCCACAGCACCAGCCCCGACGAGCGUUGACAACAAGCCCACCUACCCUCUCUUCCCCUUCCCCGUCGCCUCGCGCACCCUAGGUACAUGCGGUAGAUAGACACAUGGCAUGGGAAUGGCAAUGGCCCCUUCCACCUGCCGUCUUGGAGUGGUUCGUCGGGUGCAUUGCCCUGCUGCCAUGCCCCUCGUAGCGCGUCCCAGUCGAGAUAACGUGCCGCCAACUGUCUUCGACACGGCCCAGACUCCAGAUGCAGCUG
Molecule: messenger RNA, 488 nt
Organism: Exserohilum turcica Et28A
Lineage: Eukaryota; Fungi; Ascomycota; Dothideomycetes; Pleosporales; Pleosporaceae
Exons: 1
Coding region: 65-331 (88 amino acids)
Source: RefSeq, a predicted model, not a curated record